UUAUGAAGCCAGAUUUUGCCUUGGAAGAUCCCUCGACAUUUAAUAUGGUGUUACCUUGGUCUCAUUUUAAUACCGCUGGAGGGAAGGGAAAUCGUGACGCUGCUUCUUCCAAGCUGCUUCAGGAAAAGCUGAGCCACUAUCUGGACAUUGUGGAAGUGAACAUCGCCCAUCAGAUCUCCCUCCGCUCCGAAGCGUUUUUCCACGCCAUGACCUCCCAGCACGAGCUGCAAGACUACCUCAGGAAAACCUCCCUGGCUGUAAAAAUGCUUCGAGACAAAAUAGGCCAGAUCGACAAAGUGAUGUGUGAAGGGUCCCUUAAUGUCUUAAGACUCUCCUUGACGAAAAUUAACUGUAUAAAAGUAUACAAUAAGCUGAAGCUGAUGGCGGCCGUGCACCAAACACAGCCCACCGUACAGCUCUUGCUGUCCACUUCCGAAUUCGUCGGGGCGCUGGAUUUAAUAGCAACGACGCAGGAGGUGCUACAGCAGGAACUCCAAGGCAUUCACAGUUUCCGGCACCUGGGGUCACAACUCUGUGAAUUAGAAAAACUGAUAGAUAAAAUGAUGGUUGCAGAGUUCUCAACGUACGCCCGCAGCGACUUGAACAGACCCCUGGAGGAGGAAUGUCAGAUUCUGGAAGAGGACAGGCUUGUAUCGCUAGUGUUUGGACUUCUAAAGCAAAGGAAACUGAAUUUUUUUGAGAUCUACGGGGAUGAGAUUAUUAUUACAGCAAAGAACAUAAUUAAGCAGUGUGUGGUUAAUACAGUAUCAGAGAUAGAAGAAAUAGACACGGACGUGGUUGUUAAACUGGCCGAUCAAAUGAGGCUGAUGAAUUUUCCGCAGUGGUUUGAUCUCCUGAAGAAUAUUUUUUCUAACUUUAUCCUCUUCCUCAAGAGAAUCAAGGCAACACUAAAUGUCAUCCGCAGUGCCGUUCUCUUGGUUCUAGACAAGAACCAAAGGUGCAAGGAACUGGGGGAAGCUCCUGUACAGAAGAACGCGUCGAGGGAAAGUGCCGUGGACACGGAAGUGGCCUAUCUGACCCACGAGGGCCUGUUUAUCAGCGACGCCUUCAGUGGGAGAGACCUUCCACCCACAACCGCCGAUUCGGUCUCUCCGAGAAACGUUUGCCCAGACAGCGAGCCCAGCAGCAGCGACUGUGUCUCUGAGCCCGAGUGUGCCACGGAUUCCUCGUCAAGCAAGGAGCAGGCUUCGUCGGGCAUCACACCUGCCGGAAUCGAGACCAUGAUCGGGGAGGACAUGAAACUGUCUGAACUGGAACUAGUUAGACUAGCCAAUAACAUACAAGAGCUCCUGUACAGCGCUUCUGAUAUUUGCCACGACCGUUCAGUCAAGUUCCUCAUGGCUAGAGCAAAAGAUGGCUUCCUGGAGAAACUGAACUCUGCAGAGUUUGUUGCUCUUUCCCGACUGAUGGAAACCUUCAUCCUGGACACGGAGCAGAUCUGUGGUAGGAAGAGCAUGUCACUGCGCGGUGCGCUUCAGAGUCAAGCUAACAAAUUUGUAAAUAGAUUCCACGAGGAGAGGAAAACGAAACUCAGCCUCCUCCUAGAUAACGAGCGCUGGAAACAAGCCGAGGUUCCGGCAGAAUUUCAGGAUCUCGUUGAUUCUAUAUCAGAUGGCAGAAUUGCUUUACCGGAGAAAAAAACAGGAGCUCCUGAAGAAAGAAAGCCGACGGACUUCCUUGUUGUCGACGGUCAUAAAUACGCUGUAGUUGGGACCGUGUUGCUGCUGAUAAGAAUCAUCCUGGAGUACUGCCAGUGUGUGGAUAACAUUCCUUCCAUAGCUACUGACAUGCUGACUCGUCUCUCCGAUUUACUGAAGUACUUCAACUCCAGAAGUUGUCAGCUGGUGCUGGGAGCCGGUGCUUUGCAAGUGGUCGGCUUGAAAACGAUAACGACAAAAAAUUUAGCCCUCUCGUCCCGUUGCCUCCAGCUCAUAGUGCACUACAUUCCCGUUAUCCGCGCUCACUUUGAAUCCCGCCUGCAGCCCAAACAGUUCAGCAUGCUGAGACAUUUCGAUCACAUUACCAAGGAUUAUCACGACCACAUAGCCGAAAUUUCAGCCAAGCUUGUAGCCAUAAUGGAUAGCUUAUUUGACAAGCUGCUCUCAAAGUACGAGGUCAAAGCCCCCGUCCCUUCCACCUGCUUCAGGAACAUCUGCAAACAGAUGGCGAAGAUGCACGAAGCAAUCUACGAGCUCCUUCCCGAGGAGCAAACGCAGAUGCUGUUCCUACGCAUCAACGCCAGCUACAAGCUCCACCUGAAGAGGCAGUUAGCCCAUCUAAACGUCGUCAACGACGGAGGGCCUCAAAAUGGGUUGGUGACAGCCGACGUAGCUUUCUACACUGGAAACCUUCAAGCUUUGAAAGGGCUUCAGACCCUGGACUUAAACAUGGGUGAGAUCUGGGAACAGAAGAGGUGAUAAUUCGGCAGCGCAGCAGGUUAUCCCCCUCGGCAUGGGAUAGCAGCUGCUGCUUCUGAGAAGGCGAAGAAGUGGAACCUAGAAGAGGAAAUUCCCUUGACGUUUGGUGAAAACCGGGGCCUUUGUGACCUUUGGGGGAGAGUAUUUCCGUAAGAGAAGACGGGAGCGAUCAGUUUCUGUCUGUGGAAUUUCUUCAUGCUGUUCGGAACCAGGCUCAGGUUUCUUUGGACCAAAUCCAAAAGAAUACAUGGCUGUAACACAGCCGCCGUUGUCUAGAGAGUGCGUUGUCAGUCUUUGUAUUGAAAAGAAAGCGGCUCUGCAUUCCCUCUAGUGCAAUGAAAUUCUCAUGGUGUCUCUCACCUUUAUUUAAGUUGACGAUACAGUUUGGAAAUCCUUGCAAAAUUCUAUAAAACGUUUUCCACUAUAAAACUGUUCUAAAGUUAUUUUUUUACAGAUGUUUCUAUACUCUUUUGAUUUUACCUGCAUACCGCAAAGAUGUGUUAGGGGGUGGCGCAUUCUGAAGUAGUUCUAGGAGCUGUUCUGUGAUGACAAGGUCGUGAAAACAACGCUGUAGAGAGGGCCCCUGGUUCUUCCGGGAUGAGCAGUCUACUCGAGAUCUUGAAAACAACAUUGUAGAGAUGGCCCCUGGUUCUUCCAGGACAAGUGGCCUACUCAAGAUCUUGAAAGCAACGCUGUAGAGAUGGCCCCUAGUUCUUCCGGGACAAGUGGUCUACUCAAGAUCUUGAAAACAACGCUUAAGAGAUGGCCCCUAGUUCUUCCGGGACAAGUGGUCUACUCAAGAUCUUGAAAACAGUGCUGAAGAGAUGGCCCCUAGUUCUUCCGGGACAAGCGGCCUACUCAAGAUCUUGAAAACAAUGCUUAAGAGAUGGCCCCUAGUUCUUCCGGGACAAGUGGUCUACUCCUAAGGACAUGUUUUAUAUAAUGGGUACAGUUUCCAGGCAUUAAUUGUCUCAGAACCUGGGGUUUUAAUUUGCCAAUUUCUACAUAUACCUUACCUUCUGUUCUCUCUACCUUUCCACCCAGUUAACUUUAUUUGAAAGAUGCAAUUGUAGUAGUCCAUCCUACACGGCAAGUGCCGUGCUCGAUGCGGUGUGACUAACUUCUAUCAAAGUUUGGGGUUUGGUUUUAACGCUACAUUUCAGGCUGGUCCCUGCCUGUCCAAAGUAACGAAGUGCCUGUGCAUUUCCUCUCACCACAUUUGACAUAAACCUAGUGAGUGCCUAUUCGUGUGAUGAUUGUGUACGAUGGAUACAGUGUUUUGUGUGUGCCUCUGGUUUCAGCGGACAAGGCAUGCCUCUCUGUUAACAUGAGCAGAAGUCAUUU
Messenger RNA from Gekko japonicus, 3782 nucleotides. RefSeq names its product VPS54 GARP complex subunit (gene VPS54). Gene Ontology annotation, molecular function: syntaxin binding. The transcript has 18 exons. The record is from RefSeq and is a predicted model, not a curated record. Gene Ontology annotation, cellular component: GARP complex. Lineage: Eukaryota; Metazoa; Chordata; Lepidosauria; Squamata; Gekkonidae. Bases 3 to 2438 code for a protein of 811 amino acids. Gene Ontology annotation, biological process: Golgi to vacuole transport; retrograde transport, endosome to Golgi.